This is a messenger RNA of Chrysochloris asiatica (Cape golden mole), 784 nucleotides long. It is a transcript of the gene ERH, whose product is annotated as enhancer of rudimentary homolog (Drosophila). NCBI's taxonomy places the organism in Eukaryota, Metazoa, Chordata, Mammalia, Afrosoricida, Chrysochloridae. The coding region runs from base 59 to 373 and encodes 104 amino acids. The transcript is spliced from 4 exons. The record is from RefSeq and is a predicted model, not a curated record.
GCUGAGCUCGUGUGCGGUGGUGGUAUCGGCAGCGGCUGCAGCGAAAGAGUUUGGCACGAUGUCUCACACCAUUUUGCUAGUACAGCCUACCAAGAGGCCAGAAGGAAGAACUUAUGCUGACUAUGAAUCUGUGAAUGAAUGCAUGGAAGGUGUUUGUAAAAUGUAUGAAGAACAUCUGAAGAGAAUGAAUCCCAACAGUCCCUCAAUCACAUAUGAUAUCAGUCAGUUGUUUGAUUUUAUUGAUGAUCUGGCAGACCUCAGCUGUCUUGUUUACCGAGCUGAUACCCAGACAUACCAACCUUACAACAAAGAUUGGAUUAAGGAGAAGAUCUACGUGCUCCUUCGUCGGCAGGCUCAACAGGCUGGGAAAUAGUAGAGUUGGAAGCAAUAAGGGGUUGGGGGGGUGGGCUUGGAACACAGGUGUGUACAGUGUGUUGUAGUGGGAGUUUUGUAUUAUAGUAGUCCUGUUUCCAUUUUGUUACACUCUAGCCAGGAUUGAAUGUAUUAGAUGACAUAUGAGGAUUUUGUUCCAUCUAAAAUCCCCAUUGCUCCCCACUUCUCCUUUUUCUUUUCUUUUUUUUUUUCUACUUUAACAUUUUUAUGAUGGCUUAGAAGAAAGUUGUCAGUUAAUGUUGGUUCCAAUCCUCUUAAGAUGUUCAUAUCUACUUUAUAACAUUUCACUGUAUUAACCCUUCUAUGAGAUGAAUGGGGGUGGGUAGUAGUGACAAAAUUUAGUCAUGUCUUCAAGGUAAACUCUCAGUUCAAAAUAAAUCCUCUUUAGUUA